AUGGCCAAUCACUCGGAGCAGAACCGCUCGUCUGCGCCUUCCCGCGCCGCCCUUGCUUGUGGUGGGACUGACUCUCUCCCUGCUCUCCUCCCCCUCAGGAACUACUACUACAUCACCAUCCUGCGGGACCCGGUGUCGCGCUACCUGAGCGAGUGGCGCCACGUGCAGCGGGGGGCCACCUGGAAGGCGUCUCUGCACGUGUGCGACGGCCGGGCGCCCACGUCCUCGGAGCUGCCCAGCUGCUACACGGGCGACGACUGGUCGGGCUGCACGCUGGAGGAGUUCAUGGGCUGCCCCCACAACCUGGCCAACAACCGCCAGGCGCGCAUGCUGGCCGACCUGAGCCUGGUGGGCUGCUACAACCUGACGGCGAUGAGCGAGGAGGCGCGCGGCCGGGUGCUGCUGGACAGCGCCAAGCGCAACCUGCAGGGCAUGGCCUUCUUCGGGCUGACGGAGUUCCAGCGCAAGACGCAGUACCUGUUCGAGCGCACCUUCCGCAUGGCCUUCAUCUCGCCCUUCACGCAGCUCAACAGCACGCGGGCCUCCGGCGUGGAGGUGGCGGCCGCCGCGCAGGCCCGCAUCCGCCGCCUCAACGGGCUGGACGUGGAGCUGUACGACUUCGCCCGCGACCUCUUCCUGCAGCGCUUCCGGUUCGCCCGGCAGCAGGAGCGGAAUGUGGCUGUGUCCGGGCAGGCCUGGUCUUGCUCCGGGAGGGGCUCUGAGCAGGAGAUGGCCAGCUCUCCGGCCGCACGGGGACGCGAUCGCAUUCCACCCACGCUGGCCUCCGCCCUGGGGGCGGUGCUCAAGAGGCAGGUCCCGGCUGACGACAGCCCCGGCAACCCCACCACACCCCCUCCCCCCCGAUCGGUAAUCGUGACGAUCAGGAAUCGGCGGGCGGCGGGGAUCAAUGGGGACCGUCCGCGCCGCCGCCGCGCGCGACGGGGCUGA
This is a messenger RNA of Lepisosteus oculatus (spotted gar), 948 nucleotides long. The record is from RefSeq and is a predicted model, not a curated record. Lineage: Eukaryota; Metazoa; Chordata; Actinopteri; Semionotiformes; Lepisosteidae.